Messenger RNA from Mus pahari (shrew mouse), 4832 nucleotides. RefSeq names its product synaptopodin 2 (gene Synpo2). The record is from RefSeq and is a predicted model, not a curated record. NCBI's taxonomy places the organism in Eukaryota, Metazoa, Chordata, Mammalia, Rodentia, Muridae. The coding region runs from base 126 to 3398 and encodes 1090 amino acids. The transcript has 4 exons. Gene Ontology annotation, biological process: positive regulation of actin filament bundle assembly. Gene Ontology annotation, cellular component: actin cytoskeleton; nucleus; stress fiber. Gene Ontology annotation, molecular function: actin binding.
CGGCAGCGGGGCAGCCUUGCGUCCUGCACCCUCCGCACCAGCCCAGCUUAAGACGCAUCCUCUCUUGCACCGCGGCUUCGCCUGGCUUUCUCAAACUCUUGAUGCUGCCUAGCUGAAAGGAGAAGAUGGGCACCGGAGAUUUCAUCUGCAUUUCCAUGACUGGAGGGGCGCCCUGGGGGUUCAGACUGCAAGGAGGCAAGGAGGAGAAACAGCCUUUGCAAGUCGCAAAGAUUCGAAGCCAGAGCAAGGCAUCGGGCUCCGGGCUGCGUGAGGGGGAUGAAGUGGUGUCCAUCAAUGGAAACCCCUGUGCAGACCUUACCUACCCUGAAGUCAUCAAGCUUAUGGAAGGCAUAACCGACUCUCUGCACUUGCUUAUUAAAAGACCCUCUAGUGGAACAAGUGAGACUUUGGAUUCUGAAUCAGAAAAUACAAACCAUCAGCAUCCUACACAUGAGGGGCCCAUGGAAAGUACCACCCUGCAGAUUCAGCAAGGCACUGAGACUCAGGGGAAAGUCGCCUUUCUCGCUCCAGUCCAGACUAAAGUUCCCCUAACUGAGGACCAAGGCAAUGCCUGGGGUUGUGCAGAAUGUCCAAAAGAAGAACAAGUUCCCCUGAUGCUCGGCUCUCAAGAAGGACAAUUGGUAGAAGAGGUCAUCUUAAGGAAAAAGGCAGAAGCAGGCCAGCCAGGCCAUGUGGUUGAGCUUCAGCUGUCCCUCUCAAAGGAAAGCCAUCAAUGCACCAGUGGCCCUAUAGUGACUCUCCAGGGAAAUGAAAAAUUCAAGUCUUCAGACCCAGACUGGAGCUCACAACAUGAGAGAACUGUCCACAUAAAUUCGAUCCCUGCUCCUGAGAAAGCAGACACUGCUCUGACGUCCAGCACCACAGUCCAGACCUCCAGUGGCCGGGAGUUGAGAGUGAUCCAGGGAGGAGACCCAGGAGGCGCAGGGCUGCCCCAGGUGGAAGUGAUUCUAGACUGCUCUGACAGGCUGAAGGCUGAAGAGUGCAGGCUGCAGACAGGAAGGGGGUGUGUGGCUUCUCCCGUGGAAGGAGGGCGGUCAGAAGCGCCUCCUUCUCUGGUCUCCUUUGCUGUCUCGUCAGAAGGCACUGAGCACGGGGAAGAUCAACUCUCGGGAAAGGAUCACCGCAGACCACACAAGCACCGGGCACGCCAUGCUCGGCUCAGGAGGAGUGAAAGUCUAUCUGAAAAGCAAGUGAAGGAAGCGAAGUCUAAAUGCAAAAGCAUCGCCCUUCUCCUAACGGAUGCUCCCAACCCAAACUCCAAGGGGGUGUUGAUGUUUAAGAAGCGGAGGCGGAGGGCCCGGAAGUACACCCUAGUCAGUUACGGUACUGGCGAGCUUGAGCGAGAGGAGGAGGAGGAGGAGGACCAGGAAGCAGGUGACAAGGACGAGAUAAGUGACGUUGCAUUUCUUGGAACCAGUGAGUCGGAAGUGGAUGAAGAGUUGCUGUCUGACAUUGACGACAACACCCAAGUUGUGAACUUUGAUUGGGAUUCUGGACUGGUGGACAUUGAAAAGAGACUCAACCGAGGGGACAAGAUGGAGAUGUUGCCAGAUACCACAGGCAAGGGCGCGCUCAUGUUUGCCAAGAGGAGAGAGAGGAUGGAACAGUUCACAGCCCAAAAUGAAGAGGAGAAGACAGGUGGGAUGGCAGGCGGAGGACCGGAUGCCCUCCAGACGGACGGUCUGAGAACCAUGACUUCUUAUCAGCGAAAAGAAGAAUCGGUAAGAAUGCAGAGCUCUGUGAGCGAAAGUUCCUUCCAGAUGGGACGUAGUCUUGCCAGUGUGCCACAACAGAAUGGCUUCAGUGGAGUGUCAGAGACAGCAGGGGCCCAGAGGGUGAUCCCUAUGAACAGAACCGCCAAACCCUUCCUGGGAUCUAUGAACCAGCCAGCAGCACCAUUCUCCCCAACUCGGAGUGUGACAAGUCCCAUCUCUGACUUCCCCGCUCCGCCACCAUACUCUGCGGUCUCGCCUCCACCGGAAGCCUUCUCCAGGGGGAUAUCAAGCCCAGUGGCUGGCCCAGCACAGCCCCCUCCAUGGCCCCAGCCUGCUCCGUGGUCACAACCAGCCUUCUAUGAUUCAUCUGAACAAAUAGCUUCCCGCGACGAGAGGAUCGCAGUGCCGGCCAAAAGAACGGGAAUACUGCAGGAAGCCAAAAGACGAGGCACAACAAAACCCAUGUUUACUUUCAAAGAAACCAAAGUAAGCCCCAACCCCGAACUCCUAUCACUUCUUCAAAAUGCAGAAGGCAAGCGAGGCACUGGAGGGGACUCUGGGCCGGAAGAAGAUUACCUCAGUUUAGGCGCAGAGGCUUGUAACUUCAUGCAGAGUUCUGCCAAACAAAAGACCCCACCUCCUGUCGCUCCUAAGCCUGCAGUCAAGUCCUCCUCUUCCUCCCAACCAGUAGCCCCAGUUUCUCCAGUCUGGUCUCCAGGAGUGGCUCCAGCCCAGCGUCCUGCCUUCUCCACAUCAAAUCCACCGAACCCACCACAGGUCACUGCUGUGUCCUCCAUCAAAAUAGCCCAGCCUACCGCCCCUCCUGCCCGGCCCGCGAGUGCGCUGAACCUGGCUGGUCCUUUCAAAGGUCCCCAAGCAGUAGUGGUCAGUCAUAACUACACGCCCAAGCCAUCAGCACCCACACCAUUAGUAAAUGCUGCUCCUGCUGGUGCAGGGGGACCAUCCAAUGAGCUUCCUGGAAUGAGUGGGAAAGGAGCCCAACUCUUCGCUAAAAGGCAGUCUAGGAUGGAGAAGUAUGUGGUAGAUUCCGACACAGUGCAGGCCCACACAGCUCGGGCCCAGUCUCCCACUCCAUCCCUGCCCGCCAGUUGGAAGUACUCCUCCAAUGUCCGAGCCCCUCCUCCUGUAGCCUACAAUCCUAUCCAUUCCCCCUCUUACCCACUGGCUGCUAUCAAGUCUCAACCACCGGGUGCCCAGGCUUCCAAAACGAGCAAGAAAAAGGGCAAGAAACCUCUUAACACUUUGGAUGUCAUGAAGCACCAACCAUAUCAGCUCAAUGCGUCUUUGUUUACCUUUCAACCCCCUGAUUCAAAGGACGGCCUCCCUCAAAAGUCAACAGUCAAGGUCAGUUCAGCCCCGGCCAUGAAGCAAGCCCUUCCUCCCCGGCAGGUGGAUGUUGGGUCUCCCACAAAUGCGCAGGCUUCUUCUGUGUACUCGGUACCGGCUUAUACCUCUCAGCCCAACUUCUUUGCGGAGGCCACCUCACCAGUCAGCGCAUCCCCGGUGCCUGUGAGUGUCCCCACCUCUCCAAAGCAAGAAUCGACCUCCACAUCCUAUUUUGUGGCUCCAAGGCCGAAGUUCUCAGCCAAAAAAAGCGGGGUCACAGUUCAGGUGUGGAAACCGUCAGUUGUGGAAGAGUGAUCUUGUAGCUGAAGUUGAGUGUCCACUUUGCUUGAAAUGAAUCGUUUGCAGUGUUGAGUCCCCAAGGAUGCUUAGCAGAUCCUCACCUUACUUAAUUUCAGAUAUAUUUACCUCCCAAUCUGGGUCCAAGAAGCAUAAUAAUAUGUUUUUGGGUCAAAACCCCAACUCAGUUGGACUUAAAAUAAUAUAUUUAUUUUCUUUGCACACUUCAAACUAUCUGUGAUAUCCCAAAAUAGGCAUGUGCAGAUACAUUAAGCAAGCAGGAUACUUAGGAUUUAUGCUUUUGCCAUAAGACAGUGGUCAGUGUGACCAAGCUUGGGGACACAGCCUUUAUGUAAUACACCAGCUGUGCUCCCAUAGUGAAGGGUGAACGUAGUGAAAAUACACCGUGACACCGCGAUGGCUGGAAUCCCCUUCGUUAGCUCUAUUCUUGGUAUUAAGGAAAUAGGAAAUCUCUCAAAGGCAGGAAGGGCUCUGCUCAACCACCUCAGAGGCCUGUUUGCUGCCAUCAAGAAGGUACUCCGAGACUUGCUAGGGUUUAUAUAGCUUAUCAAUAUGUUGUAAGGAAGAUCUUAGGCACAGGGCACUAAGUCUGUACUAGACCCUUUACUAGAUGUCCUCACAUACACUGGCUCACUUCAGAAGACACAGUUGAAGUAACUAGCAUCGGGAGAGGAAGCUUAUUAUCUUUAGAAAUGGAUUCUCAUGGUCCCUUCCUGUUCCUUAAGGAACCAUGGAGCAGUUUCUCCUAUUGCUGGAGAAAGCCCCGAGGCAGAGUAGCUCAGUAGAAUGGAGAAACAUCCAAAGGAGAAUGGACACAAAGUAACUCCUGGCUAUUGUUUUACUCUGAGAAGCCACACAGUCGGGUUACUGACCACUGGAGCAUGCAGACAAAGCAAGCACUGUUGAGAGCCUCUCUGGGUGACCUCCCAGAUGUUUUGUUUUUUUUUUUCCUGUGUUCACUUUGCUCUUCUGCUUCCUCCACUGUCCCUUGCAAUUCUAUUCUUGCACCUUCAUUUUCUUGUUUCUAUUUGAUGAGCCAGCAUAGUUUGAAGAAGGUUACCUUGUAAAUUUGGAUUGGUUACACGCCAUGGUGUCAUCCAGCUGGCCGUGAGGUUAGUAAUGUUACUGAUGGCAGACCUGAAGACCUUUCUCAUAUCUAUUUUAAGCCUGAGUGGAACCAAACAUGGAAAAUCUUCCACGUGAGUUAGUGGAGGGAAGCGCAAAGAAUCACCACCACGCCAGGGGAAGCCCGCUUUGCACAGGCGAUGUCUAGAGACUUCCUGUAAAGACUUUGCUGGUUUGGGGGUGCACAGUGCCAUUUCCUUCUCAAGAUAUCUGCGUUCCUGUCUUCUGCUGCCAAUACCCUUCUGCUGUAUUCCACUAUCCUAUUAAAAUAUUACCUUCUUCUUUAUCUGCUCAUUGUAUGUGUUU